CUCGGAAUGACGUCUUACACCACCUAUUUUAGCGGUGCCGACAACCGGGCCGCACAGGUGGGGACAAACCUAGGAACCAUCAACUUCAACAACCCAUCUACACCUAGGAGAUCCGCCACUCCUCCUACGCCGUCACUGGUCAUCCCCUACCGCCGCGACCCCGACUUCGUCGAGCGCGAUGUCCUCACUAACCUCUGGCAGAAAGCCUCCGAACCGGGAGCGCGAGUCGCUCUGGUGGGACUGGGAGGAGUCGGUGGCGAUCGAGUAUGCCUACCGAGUGUUAGACUCCGACCCGUAGAUCUAGGUGUUCUAGGUCUACGCCAGCACGACCACCCGGUUUGAAGAAAGCUUUCGCACCAUCGCGACGUUUCUACGCCUUCCCGGCCUCGACCAGCCGAACGCCGAUGUGCUGGGGAUGGUAUGCGGGUGGCUAUCGGACGAGCGUCACGGUCAGUGGACAAUGAUUGUGGACAACGUAGACGACAGUAGUAUCCUAUUCGAGCCGUGUAAUGGCGGGAUACCGAGAGGGACGGGGGUUCCGUCUAGAGACCGGUUACUCUCUAAGUUUCUCCCU
This is a messenger RNA of Exophiala aquamarina CBS 119918, 574 nucleotides long. RefSeq lists its product as uncharacterized. The record is from RefSeq and is a predicted model, not a curated record. Bases 7 to 342 code for a protein of 111 amino acids. The transcript is spliced from 3 exons. Lineage: Eukaryota; Fungi; Ascomycota; Eurotiomycetes; Chaetothyriales; Herpotrichiellaceae.